UUUUGCACCCCCCCGAACCGAACCCGCCCCCCACCCCCAGCUGCUCUUCUAACCCGUCACCGCGUGUGAGCCAAUUACCACUACCAAGCGCAUUCCUCAUCUCUUUCUUUCUCUCUCUCUCUCUAAAGAAAAGAAGAGAAAAGAUAAACCAAACACCCAACAUUAAAUUGGUAUAAUCGAGUGAAUACCUCUGCUCUGCUCUGCUCUAUAGGCCAGGCCAGAGUAGCUUGGGAAAUCGUAUCCAUGAGAUCGACUUCCGUCGACAGCGGGUCCAGGGCUUCCAGUUACACCCGUACAUUCGCCUUGCCUGAUGAUCAUCAUCAUUCUAGAGACUCUUCCGCCGACUACCUCAACUUCGGCGGUGCAAUGCUCCCCGUCUUCCUCAACGACCUCCGACGCAACCGCCACCCCAACGAUUUCGUCCAAGUUACGCUAGAGCUCGACGCCGCCGCCGACUCCAUUCUUGUCUGCAGCGUCGCCCCUACUUCCAAUGCGGCCGCCGACGACCAACCGCCCCCUGCCAACGGAUUUCUCGCCAGGAGUCUCUCUGCUACUUCCAGAAUUCGCCGGAAAUUCUCCUGGCUCAGGUCCUCGUCGUCCCGAGCGCCGUCGGAAACCGAAGCACCGACGGUCUCGGCUCGCGAUGUCAUGAGAAUGCGAGCCAAACUUGACAGGACGAGAUCCAGCGCUCAGCGAGCACUCAGAGGCCUCCGCUUCAUCAGCAAAACCACGGGAACGUCGGACGCCAACGAGCUCUGGAGGAAGGUGGAGUCGCGAUUCGAUUACCUGGCCAAGGACGGUUUGCUCUGCAGAGAGGACUUUGGAGAAUGCAUCGGAAUGGUUGACUCCAAAGAGUUUGCUGUGCGAAUAUUCGAUGCAUUGGCGAGGCGAAGACGUCAGAAGCUUGGGAAGAUAUCCAAAGAAGAGCUUCACGAUUUCUGGUUGCAGGUUUCAGACCAGAGCUUUGACGCUCGUCUUCAGAUUUUCUUUGACAUGGUGGAUCGCAACGAAGAUGGAAAAAUCACCAAGGACGAAGUUCAGGAGCUUUUGAUACUCAGUGCUUCAGCCAAUAAGUUGUCCAAGAUAAAGGAUCGAGCGGAGGAGUACGCUUCGCUGAUAAUGGAAGAGCUAGACCCAGAAGAUCUUGGCUACAUAGAGAUAUGGCAGCUGGAAACGCUUCUCCUACAAAGAGACAACUACAUGAACUAUAGCAGACCUCUCAGCACAGCCAGUGCGGGUUGGAGCCAGAACUUAAGCACGUUUAGGCCUAACAACUUAGCUCGCACGGUAGCCUGCAGCCUCAAGUGUAUGGUAGUAGAGCACUGGAACAAGGGUUGCAUCUUACUGCUUUGGAUCCUGGCCAUGGCUGGCCUAUUUACUUGGAAGUUCUAUCAGUACAAGGAAAGGGCAGCGUUUCAAGUAAUGGGUUAUUGCUUGGCGAUAGCUAAAGGAGCCGCAGAGACUCUAAAGCUCAACAUGGCCUUAAUCCUCUUACCAGUGUGCCGAAAUACGCUUACAUGGCUCCGGUCUACAAGAGCCAGACAUUUUGUCCCUUUCGACGACAAUAUCAAUUUUCACAAGAUAAUUGCAUGUGCUAUAGCAAUUGGAGUCAUGCUUCAUGCUGGGAGUCACUUGACAUGUGAUUUUCCCCGUCUGGUUAACUCGUCCCCAGAAAAAUUUGCCUUGAUAGCCACCGACUUCAAUGAAGUAAAGCCCACAUACAAGGACCUUCUUACAGGUGUUGAAGGACUGACUGGCAUAUCUAUGGUGAUUCUCAUGACUAUUGCUUUCACACUGGCAACAAGACACUUGAGGAGAAAUAUACUUAAGUUGCCACCACCUUUCAACCGACUUACAGGCUUUAAUGCAUUCUGGUAUUCUCAUCACCUUUUCGGCCUAGUCUACGUGUUGCUACUAAUCCAUGGAACCUUCUUGUUCUUGUCCCACGGAUGGUAUCAGAAGACGACGUGGAUGUACGUCUCUCUUCCUCUCAUCGUCUAUGUUGGAGAAAGGAGUCUCAGAACAUGUCGAUCAGAACAUUAUUCUGUUAAGAUAUUGAAGGUUUCAGUGUUGCCAGGAGAUGUUUUCAGCCUGGUCAUGUCAAGACCAAAUGGAUUUAAAUACAAAAGCGGGCAAUAUAUAUUUCUAAAAUGCCCAAAAAUCUCCCCAUUUGAAUGGCAUCCAUUUUCAAUAACAUCGGCACCAGGAGACAACUAUUUGAGUGUUCAUAUACGGACGGUGGGAGAUUGGACCCAAGAGCUUAAGAGAGUAUUUACUGAGGAUGUGGGUUCAGCGUCUGUGAUUGGUAGAGCAAAGUUUGGGCAACCUGGCUACAUAGAUCAAAGAGGUUUGGCCAGAUUGCUCGUUGAUGGACCCUAUGGUGCUCCAGCGCAGGACUACAGAAAUUAUGAUGUCUUACUUCUUGUUGGGCUUGGAAUUGGAGCGACUCCUUUUGUAAGCAUACUCAGAGAACUAUUAAACAACACAAGGGCAGACGACCAUAUGGAUUCAGCUACCGAAACCAGCGGAUCAAAUAGCAGCCUUAGCAGUCGUACAAGUUGCUCAAAUUCAACAACAACAAGCGAAAAGAAGAAAUUACAGAGGACAACAAAUGCACAUUUCUACUGGGUUACCAGGGAACCUGGCUCCUUGGAAUGGUUCAAAGGGGUGAUGAAUGAGGUUGCAGAUAUGGAUCACAAAGGCCAGAUCGAAAUGCAUAACUAUCUGACGAGUGUUUAUGAGGAGGGAGAUGCAAGGUCUACACUUAUAACAAUGGUUCAGGCUCUCAACCAUGCCAAACAUGGCGUUGACAUCUUAUCUGGCACCAGAGUAAGGACUCAUUUUGCCAGACCAAACUGGAAAGAAGUCUUCCACAAACUAGCCUCCAAGCAUCCGUUUGCCACAGUAGGAGUGUUCUAUUGUGGGAUGCCCCUGUUGGCUAAGGAGCUGAGGAAGCUGUCCCAUGAACUGACUCACCAGACAUCAACACGCUUCGAGUUCCACAAGGAGAAUUUCUGAAGCAAGAAAUUUUAGUUACCAGCAAUACAUCAUGCUCUUAUUAUUAUACAUCUAUUUUUUGGUAAUUAUGAGAAUGACUUAGGGAAAUAUUAUAUAUAUAUAUAUAUAGAUACGUAAACAGCAUAAUGUAAAUGCAUAAAACUACACAGUUGAUGGUGAUGCCAAAACUGCCCAAAUAAUAGAAUUUCCAAAGAAGAGGAUACAAAUAUCUCCCCUUA
Molecule: messenger RNA, 3236 nt
Organism: Diospyros lotus (date-plum)
Lineage: Eukaryota; Viridiplantae; Streptophyta; Magnoliopsida; Ericales; Ebenaceae
Product: respiratory burst oxidase homolog protein E
Exons: 14
Coding region: 244-3018 (924 amino acids)
Cellular component (GO): plasma membrane
Molecular function (GO): NAD(P)H oxidase H2O2-forming activity; calcium ion binding; peroxidase activity
Source: RefSeq, a predicted model, not a curated record